GGUACGAGUGUCUAUGUGAAAAUUUUGUACUCAAUUCAGGUGCACUUCUAUGAAACGACGGACGUCGAGGUGACCUGACGGUAUUUGAUAUUAUCAAACUAGUGCUACAAACGUUUACAACGAUUAAGAAAGCGUUCCAAAAACGUGACUUAAAGUCUAUUAUUUACAGAUACCUAAAUAUUAUAUAAUUUAUUUUCCUCCAUAUAGAUAGAAACAUAUAAAAAUUUAAUUAAGAUACCGUUUUAUCUUCACAAAAAUAUUAUAUAUUACCUGCAAAUUUUUUCAAUACACAAACGGUCUGAUCACAAUGUCCUAUAAAUUAUUUAUUUUCGUAGUAUGUAUUUUUACUACCAGUGGAUCAUCAGUACAAUAUGAUAAACAAACACGAAAUUUGAGGACAUUCCCAAGUGACUUCUUUUUCGGAACUGCGACUUCGGCUUAUCAAAUUGAGGGAGCCUGGAAUGAAGGAGGUAAAGGAUGGUCAAUGUGGGAUCACUUGGUACGAACAGAUCCUGGUCACAUUAGUGACGGCACCAAUGGGGAUGUUGCAGCCAACUCAUACCAUUUUUAUAAGAAGGACGUUGAAAUCCUCAAAGAAUUGGGUGUAUCCGUUUACAGAUUUUCGAUAGCAUGGACUAGAAUAUUACCUUACGGCCGUGCAGACUAUGUUAACCCUGAAGGAGUAGCAUAUUACAAUAACUUAAUAAACGAACUACUGGCAAAUGAUAUCACUCCAUUCGUGACAAUAUACCAUUGGGAUCUGCCGCAGAACCUGAACGAGCAGGGUGGUUGGUUGACUUCGGAAAUAGCUGACUGGUUUGGAGAUUACUCCAGGGUUUUAUUUGAAAACUUUGGAGACAGGGUAAAGCAUUGGAUCACGAUUAACGAACCCUACAUCCAUUGUAGCUUCGGUUACGCAUCUGGAUCUCACGCGCCAAGAAUCAGGUCUCCAGGGGUUGGUUUCUACGAAUGUGGACGAAAUAUCAUUCUAGCAAAUGCGAAAGCUUGGCACAUAAUAUAUGAUAAGGAGUUUAGAGGCACCCAAGGAGGAGUGAUAGGUAUAACAUUGGACUCUGAAAUGGCUAUGCCGGGUUCUAAUUCUCCUGAUGAUAUUCAAGGUACCGCUGAUUAUAUGAGUUUCUAUCUCGGACAAUACGCAGACCCAAUAUUUUCCGCGACAGGCAAUUACCCACAAAGAAUGAUCGAUUUAGUCGCAGAAGCAAGCAGACAACAAGGGCUAAAUGAAUCUCGACUAGUACCAUUCACUCAGGAGGAGGCUAACAAUAAUAAGGGAACUUCAGACUUUUUCGGACUAAAUCAUUAUUCCAGUAUCUAUGUGUAUAGGAAUUCUUCUGUAACUGGAAUUUAUACGGUGCCUUCUUUUAAUGGUGAUCUCCAAGUAGGAACCUUCCCUGAUCCCAAUUGGUAUAAAAACCCGGCUGGAUGGACAUAUAGAUACGGCCAAGGAUUACGCAAACUGUUAGGAUAUAUUAAGGACACAUACGACAACCCUACGGUCUAUAUUACGGAGAAUGGUUUCGGGACAGCAACUGAGCGGAAUGACACUGAUAGAGCUGAUUAUUAUAGAGAAUAUUUAAAUGGUGUACUCGACGCUAUUGAUGAUGGCGUCAAUGUGAAAGGUUACUGUGCCUGGAGUCUUAUUGAUAACUUCGAAUGGGCGGUGGGCUACAGCGUACGUUUUGGGCUUUAUGAAAUCGACCACAAUGAUCCAGAGAAGACAAGGAAACCCAAAUACUCGGCACUUGUUUACAAAGAGAUUGUUCGCACAAGAACUGUAGAUCCAUCAUACAACCCAGACCUUGCGACAGAUGCGUCAAUAGAUAUUAAAAGUUCAUUCCUAUUUGUAUUAGCCGUAGCAGUUUUUAAUAUUAUUUGGUAAUUAAAUUAUAAAUAUGUGCAAUGUGCAAAACUAUGUUUGGAAAGUGCUAUAUUAGUUUAAAAAAUAUGGUACAAAAUCUGGCACCAUAAAAAAUUAGCUUUAUGUUCUUUGGCAAUUUUUUUAAUUGACCCAAAAACAUUAACUGAGGCCAACAAAUAUCUACAAUUUAUGUAUUUUGAAGCUGAAUUAUGUAAAUAUUUAAGCAGAAUCUUGUUUUUGAAAGUGACACAAUAAAAGGUGUUUUAAAAAAUA
Molecule: messenger RNA, 2152 nt
Organism: Pieris napi
Lineage: Eukaryota; Metazoa; Arthropoda; Insecta; Lepidoptera; Pieridae
Product: myrosinase 1-like
Exons: 7
Coding region: 308-1900 (530 amino acids)
Biological process (GO): carbohydrate metabolic process
Molecular function (GO): beta-glucosidase activity
Source: RefSeq, a predicted model, not a curated record